AUGUCACCGGGUCGACUCCUGAAGUCUCCAAGGAUACCCCAGAACCAACUACCAGCGGCACCACAAAUGCCAAAAAGUCGACUCCCUCGGGAUCGCCAUUCGUCGUAUCAACUCCUGCCAACGAGGCACCAGUUCUCGUCCAUCCCUGAGCCGACAGAACCGCCUGCAGAUUGUCAAGAGAUCUUGGAUGCUGGUCAGAGCACUAGCGGUGUGUAUACAAUCCUUCACGGAGACCAGGAUAUGCAGGAUAUGCAGGUCUACUGCCGCAUGGAGUCAGGGAAAGGAUACAUAGUGUUUCAGAGACGCCUGGACGGCUCGGUGAGCUUCAACCGAACCUGGCAGGAGUACGCCGAGGGAUUCGGGGAUCUGACCGGAGAGUUUUGGCUGGGCAACCAGAAGCUGCGUAGUCUGACUGGUAACGGGGAGUGGGAGCUGGUCAUCACUCUGAGGGCGUUCGAUGGGGAGGAAGCCCGUGUUCGUUAUGAGAAAUUCGGAUUACAUUGGUACAUUUACUGGCUUAUCGUCAGUGGCUUCACUAAUGAGGCUGGAGAUGCAGGUACAUAA
Messenger RNA from Patiria miniata (bat star), 564 nucleotides. Its product is annotated as angiopoietin-2-like. The record is from RefSeq and is a predicted model, not a curated record. The coding region runs from base 1 to 564 and encodes 187 amino acids. Lineage: Eukaryota; Metazoa; Echinodermata; Asteroidea; Valvatida; Asterinidae. The transcript has 2 exons.